AUGCCCGUCUCCGACACGACUUACAGAUCCUCACGUCCCUCCAUACCGAGCCCGCUCUCGACGCCGAGCUAUACAGCUUCCUCGCUGGCGAGCAGCGCGAGUCCUUCUUGGCCCGGUGCCGCUACGAGUCAGAAACGCCCGCCGCCCAUUGACACGCGAUCUCGUGGUAAUACAACGCCGUCUUCUGCUGGGCAUACUACGUUCUUCUCAGACUCCUCUAACCCCUCCAGCCCGGAAGAGGAGAGCCCAAGACCAGAUCCCUUCAUUGCCCCGAAUGAUACCGGAAACGGCCACCAACCAGUGAACCCGAAGCCCGUUGAAGGCUCGUCGACCAAGCCCCCGACUUCACCAAUGGCUAGCCCGACGACACAUGCCGCGCCUGGCGGUCCUACGGCGGGCUUGCCUCGCAAUUCCUCCAUCGAUAGUGCCAUCUCCGCCAUCUCAUCCAGCACACAGGCGAAUAAUCCUACUGCUGCCCAGGCAAAGUCGGAAGAAAUUGCAAAGCUAAUACAGACCGCCGGGAGUCCCGAGGCCGUGAUUCAGUAUCUUCUCAAAGAGAAGCAGUCCCAGGCACAACAAAACAGUCAGCUAUGGCGCUUAGUGGACAAGCAGAGAGCCAUGAUUCUAGGCCUGAACAAGGACCUGGAAGCUGCGCUUAAAGAUAAAGAUAAAUACCGGAAAAAGUUAAAAGAGGUAAUGGCAAAUCCCUUGGUAUUGAAGCCAGCAGGUAGUCAGGACGAUGAAAAGCAUUUGAGUGCGCACAACGACGCACUGCAGCUGCGCCAGGAAGUCGAAUCCCCGAAAGAAGCCGUGCUUCCAUUCCCCAGCUCUCCCAAGCUAGACUCAAGGAGCCGGCUGGACUCGCCGGUCGACAUGACUAUGGCUCCCUACCCCAUCACUCCUCCAGCAGACCGAACACACACAACUCCAUCCGCAGUCGCCGAGCUUUUGAAUCCAUCGGAGGAAAUGCCCAAGGCCCAGGAAUUUGCCUUGGACCAUUUCGAUGUGGAAGCAGAAGAAGAGGCCGCCGAAAAGGCACGCCAGGAGAAGAACAAGAUGCAUUUGAAAGAGAUCCCAUUCGACGCUUCACUGCCACCGUCACGGAGCCUACCCAGUCAUCCGCCCAAGAACCCGCCGCCAAAACCUCCCGCCGCCGCCAUCAACGCACCUCCAAUUGUAACCGUCAUGGGACCCACGCCACAACCAGACGAGGGUAUUGGCAAAUUCCCCUCGCCUCCACGGAAGGCUCCUCCAGCGCCGCUGCAGCUUAGACAAGAGAUACGACGUCAGCUAGAUUCUCCCACCAUUGAAGACUCCGAUUCCGAGUAUGAGGAUAUUUCAGAGGUGGAUGAAAUUGUUCCCGAGAAGCGUGGCAGGCGACGAACACGCGAGGAAGAUGAACGUCAGCGCGAAACCGUAGCUGUCACUGAGACAGAGGUGCGGAGCGUAUCCAAAAUGGGCAAUUCUGGAGCGGGAGACUCGCCCAUAUCCCCAACCACUGUGCCUCACAAUUUGCAUCCUGAGAUGCAAACCACGUCACUAGAUGCGGUUCUCACCGGGAACAGGCCGAGGGAACUAACUGCUCCUGUCCUCAGCCCUGGUUUGCCCGUUAGUCCCAGGCCAUUUGGCAACCCCAAGAUGGCGCUCGGAAACCCUCCAAUGUCACCCAGGGGAAUGCCUUUGUCACCGCGGCCUCCCCGACAGCCGAUCCCUAUGCCUCCGGGUACGCCUUUGGUAGUGCCACCCACUGCGUCAAUGAGCGACGGAAAUCCGCUGAAGAGGGCAAUGGAGGCGGAUCCAAGGGGGCUGGGAAGCCCAGUGGAACGAACAAUGAUUUUCAAGGGCUUGGUUACUGACGAAUACCCUGAUCUACUGCUGUCGCCAAAUGCGCUACCCUCUGUUGACGUUAGAGUUGCAUCGUCUCGCAUGAAACCCUCUAGGGCAAGUCUCUUGUCAUUGACUCAGCUUGAAGAAGAUCCUGUGUUCACGCUUGCUAUUCUUUCGCGGGCUGAUGGAGGUGAGCUUUGGCGAGUAGAGAAAGACUCUAUAUCUUUGGCGAAGCUGGACCAGCGGUUAAGGGCGUGUCCUGCGUUUACGGCAAAGUCUCCGGACAGGUCUUUGUUUACUGGACAUGCACCCGCAAAAAUUGACGCGCGGCGAAUUGUGUUGGAAAAAUACCUGGAUGAGCUUUUGAACACUCCCUUUGACACCGCUACUGCCAUAGAGCUUUGCAAAUACCUCUCAACCAAUACUCUUCCACCCAAUGCUGAUGAGACUGGACAUACUUUCAAGCCCAAGGACGACAAUUCAUCGAUCAGAUCCGAUGGACGACCCACUCGCAAUGGCUAUCUUACGAAGAAAGGCAAGAAUUUUGGUGGCUGGAAGUCGCGCUUCUUUGUCCUCAACGGGCCUUACUUGAAAUACUAUGAGACUCCUGGCGGUGCUCAUCUCGGCACUAUCAAGCUUCAGAAUGCUCAGAUUGGCAAGCAAUCUCAGAAUCAACCUCAGAAUGCCGAUGCCAACGCUCCGACAAACCACAACAAUGAUGAGGAGCUGGAUAGUCAAUAUCGCCAUGCCUUUUUAAUCCUUGAGCCCAAGAAGAAGGACUCCAGCAACCACGUCAAGCAUGUCCUGUGCGCAGAAAACGACCGAGAGAGAGACAUCUGGGUGGAAACCUUACUGCAGUGGAUCGACUACCGAGAUCCCGAGGAGGAUCAGCCUGCCGCCAGACCACCUAUCCAUGACCGCCAGACGUCUGCAGAACAGGCCAAUGGCAACAAGUCCAGGAAAGGGAGCAAGUCGACUACACACCAGACUUCUGGCUCAGACACGCUGAUUGGAGUGAGAUAUGACUCGACCCAUGCUGGUGAUGCCCCUCAGGGCGCUCCCGGAGGCCGUCCAAAGACGUCUGGGGGCCAGGGCGAUCAUCAUACUAACCUGGAGUCUCACUCGAAACUCAUUUCUGGACCAAAGGACCCUCAAGUGAUUUCAGAUGCUUCCAUGUGGGGUAGCAAAAUUGGCCUGCAGGCGCCGCCCCCAGCGCCUGGCCCGUCGCACGAUGAGAAGAAGGCGAGGAAACGGAGUUUCUUUGGCUUUGGGCCCAAGUCGCGCACUUCUUCUGAUGGACAAGAGUCAUUGUUUGGAGGCAGCGAAGGUGGCUCCGGAGCCACUCCGCCACAAAACGGCUACCACGGACCGGUACGCCAAGUCUUUGGUGCGCCUUUGGCAGAGGCCGUUCGGUUCAACCCACCGGCAGACAUUGACGUUCCUCUUCCAUCUGUUGUUUAUCGCUGCAUUCAAUACCUGGAAGCUCAAAACGCAAUUUUCGAGGAGGGCAUUUUCCGACUUAGUGGUUCGAAUGUCGUCAUCAAACAGCUUCGAGAACGGUUCAAUACCGAAGGCGAUAUCAACUUGGUAACUGACGAGACUUACUAUGAUAUUCACGCUGUGGCGUCUCUCUUGAAGCUGUAUCUGCGAGAGCUUCCUACUAGCAUACUUACUCGAGAUCUUCAUUUAGAAUUCAUGUCAGUUACGACGGAGAUUACUGACAAGAACGAAAAGAUGGCGGUUCUCAAUGAGCUUUCACAACGCUUACCCAAGGCCAACGCAACAUUGCUGAAAUACCUUAUUGCAUUCUUGAUUAGAAUCAUAAACAACUCGGAUAUAAACAAGAUGACAGUGCGAAACGUGGGCAUCGUCUUUUCGCCGACACUCAACAUUCCUGCACCUGUCUUCGCCACGUUUCUUCAAAACUACGAGGCCAUUUUCGGAGUCGACCCUGAAGAGUACGAGCUACCUUCUCCUACUUCUGAUUCUGGAAGCCACAGUCGCUCAAAUUCAACGCCGCGCUUUGACCCACCGCCGGGUCGCCCGUCGACGUCCGGAAGUGGAUCUCCCCGCCAUCAGGCCUGGCCGGAACCCAUCCGAGACCCGACCAGGUCAACGCCAACACCUCCUCUAUUGAUGAACAUGAGCGCAGCCCGUGGGUCUCCCACUCCAUCUGGAACAUCUCGCCAUAGUUAUGAGCCUUCCUACCUCCUUCACCAGAGCCCCAGAGCAGUAUCCCAACCAUUACACGAUACCGGUUCUGGUGCAGAUGGUCACGCUUCUCAACCACAGCACAGAGGUGCCCCGGCGUACGAACGAUCGCUUCUCCCUGUAACCGUGGAAGAACAGAACGGGAAUCUGGCGGCAUACGACCAGGCGGCACGGCGUCGAGAGAGUAUGAUCAUGAUGGGCGGCCAGCAGCAUCAACAACAAGGAUCCAAGAGUCGCUUGCGGGAAGAAGCGCAUUUCUAA
Trichoderma gamsii is the source of this 4299-nucleotide messenger RNA. RefSeq names its product RalA-binding protein 1. The record is from RefSeq and is a predicted model, not a curated record. Gene Ontology annotation, biological process: signal transduction; regulation of GTPase activity. Gene Ontology annotation, cellular component: cytoplasm. Lineage: Eukaryota; Fungi; Ascomycota; Sordariomycetes; Hypocreales; Hypocreaceae. The transcript has 2 exons. Bases 1 to 4299 code for a protein of 1432 amino acids.